CAAUCCUCUGCAUUGCUAGCGGCCUCUGGCGUCCUAGAAGCAGAGAGAGGAGGAGCUGCGUGAGAGAGAGAGAGAGAAGGGAGAGAGACCGGGGAGGGAGAGGGCGCGGUGGUGGAGCCUGGUGCGGCGAACUGGCGGCGGCGAGCUGUGGGGGCGGUUGAGGGCGCCCAGAUCCGGUCGGUGGAGGCAGUUGGCGGAGCUCCGGCCGGCGGGGCUCCUUGGAUGCGGUGGCGACAACAGUUGACCUGCAGGGUGUCUCGGUUAGGAGAGAAAAGAGAAGGGAGGAGGAAGGAGAUGGUAGGCGGGACAGCGGUGGUCGCCGGCGGCAAGGUCCCCGGAGCGCCGCGGGGGUUGGGCAGCUCGGCCUCUCCCGAUCCAUACGGGAUCGAGGCAGGCGGCGCGCUGCAGUUGUCCACAGCCAGGGCCGGGGGUUGAUUGCGUUUUUUUAUUUAGAUCUAGGGGUGUUUACGUCAAUUUUUGCCAAGUCAGCAUCUUACAAUCAGAGCCCACCUGUCAGGAAAGUGCUUAAAUGGGCUAAAUCCCCCGGAUCAGUGUUUUCUGAAAAAAGAUUACUGAAUGCGCGGCGGCUUUUGCAAAAAAUUAGGGGCUGGGUAUUUUUUUCGCAAACUUAACAUCAAAUGUGGUGUUUUUUUGCUUUUAACUCCCUUGGACGCAUAAGUUUAGGCCUUACCAGUGUGCAGUUGCCUGACGACAACUCCAAAAAAAUAAGGAGUAGAUAUGUACUCCCUCCGUCCCAUAAUAUAAGAGGUUUUUUUGAUACAGGAAGUAGAAUGCAGUAGUUUCGGAGGAUGGGCAGGCUACGUUUUGGCAUUUGGUGGAUUAUUAUGAUAAUGCCGUCUGUAAGACAAUCUUUUGUCUGUAUUACGGUUUGGCAGCCAACCUUAACAAUGUUUCCACACCUACCUUCUCAUUGCAGAUUAUACAAAGCCGGGCCUAACAAGUUUGUCGACGCUCAACAUUUCCAGUCGCUCGCUGCCACCAAGCUCCACUGGCUUGCUCGACGCGCAUCAACCAAAUCUAGAAGCACAACCAAGUCCGUCAUCAGGUGCCCCUCCUAGAGACGCUUCUCAUCAGCAACAACCUGAGACGUCCGUCCGUCCGAGGGUCCAUCUCGGGCUGCCGAGCGCACUGCAUCCCGUGUGACAACGAUGAAGCAACAGAUCGGCCAUGCUAGGGAGAAAACGACGGUCACGCGCCGUGUCCGGAGAAGAUCGCUUUCGGCCUUGCCAUCGAUCUAUCUAAUCUACCUAACGGCGGUGUGAACUGGAGAUAAGCCUAACCUAGAGAGAAAGAGAGCUUCCUCCCAGGUGAUGGAUAAAGCAACGGCAACCGAAGAUGACGCCCUCUGCCAACUGCUGAAAGAUAUAUCGUCGAGAGUUAUGCCCACGGAGAGCAGCAGCAGCAGCAUUCGGAUUUCUCCACAAUCAAGGGUUGGGAAUAGUGAUCUGUCCCACUUGGUGAAAUGCCUUGUUACUACGACGUUGAUGACAUCCUCAUGGAGGAGGAGCUUAUUUCGGUUGUUUUCCAAGUGACUGCAAAUGGUGUUGGAAUGCUAGAUCCUGGCGCUGAGAGAAACAGUGUUGAAAAGGGUGCCAAGGUAGACCUUCCAUUUUGGCUUGCUCAUGGGAUGCUGUCUCUGGAACAAGCGGUGUCGAUAAACGUACCUCCUUGCUUCACCCAGAAAACUCGGAAGGAGAUCCAAGCUGAUGCAGCCUGUGUUGAUUUGAGGGUUCGGUGCCCUUACUUUUAUGAGCUAGGAUGCAAGAUUGUUCCUCUGGUGGGUGACAAGAGCAUCGGCCAGUUCUUGCGCUACGCGUUCACCAGCAGGUACAAGGAGGUACUAAGCAAGGCACACAGCUCUUCGACGAUGACAGUGCCCAAGUUCGCAACACGACUUACAAAAGAGGAGGCUCAAGUGUUUGAAUCUGCUAGGGAGUCGAUGUCCGCCUUCAGGAAGUGGCGCGUCGGGGGUGCGAGGCUGCAGAAGGCGUCCAUUCUUGGAAGGAAGAGGAAGACAAAGCUGCCUGACGGGCCUUCGACGCCCUGAACUGUGUACUGCGCAGCAGCGGAGUCGGAGUGCCUGGGCAGGAGAUGGCCGAUGUAUGCACACUGAUUGAUCCGUGAUCAGCAGCCAUCCAUGCAUUUCAAUCUGGUGCACCUGAUGUGUCUGUCGUCUGAAACUCUGACUUCAACUCUUGUUUUUAGAUGCUUGUCUUACUGCAACUCUCGAGGAGGCUUUGCAAAAUCAUUGCAAAACAUCAUGUGCGCUCAUGUCUCCGUUCAUGCGACCAAAUGGAAUUAGCCAAAGAGCAGAAUAACUUGUGGCA
This is a messenger RNA of Triticum dicoccoides, 2348 nucleotides long. Its product is annotated as probable DNA replication complex GINS protein PSF3. Bases 1484 to 2068 code for a protein of 194 amino acids. Gene Ontology annotation, biological process: mitotic DNA replication initiation. The transcript has 9 exons. The record is from RefSeq and is a predicted model, not a curated record. Gene Ontology annotation, cellular component: GINS complex. Lineage: Eukaryota; Viridiplantae; Streptophyta; Magnoliopsida; Poales; Poaceae.